GGGAGACCAGGACCAAUUGGAAUUCAAGGUCCAACAGGUCCUCAAGGACUUCCUGGCCCUAGUGGUUUAUCAGGGUUGAAAGGAGACAGGGGCUCCCCAGGCCCACUGGGACCGCAUGGACCAAAAGGCGAUAAGGGUCCCAUGGGUGUUCCCGGCUUUCUAGGCAUCAGUGGAAUUCCGGGCCACCCUGGACAGCCAGGACCCAGAGGCCCACCUGGCCUGGAUGGCUGUAAUGGAACUCAAGGAGCUGUUGGAUUUCCAGGCCCUGAUGGCUAUUCCGGGCUUCCUGGACUACCUGGGCUUCCUGGUCAGAAAGGCUCUAAAGGUGAACCUGCCCUUGCCCAAGGUAGUUUCAAAGGAAUGAAGGGGGAGCCUGGGCUGCCCGGACUGGAUGGAAUCACUGGCCCACAAGGAACACCUGGAUCCCCAGGAGCUGUAGGACCCGUAGGACCACCAGGAUUGCAAGGUCCUCCUGGCCCCCCUGGUUUCCCUGGUCCUGAUGGGAAUAUGGGGUUAGGUUUCCAAGGAGAGAAAGGAGUCAAGGGAGAUGUUGGCCUGCCUGGUCCUGCAGGACCCCCACCAUCUACUGGAGAACUGGAAUUCAUGGGAUUUCCCAAAGGGAAGAAAGGAUCCAAGGGUGAACCAGGGCCUCAGGGCUUCCCAGGAGUAAGUGGUCCACCUGGUCUGCCGGGAUUUGGAAUUGCUGGAGAAAAAGGAGAAAAGGGAAUUCCUGGUUUGCCAGGACCAAGGGGUCCCAUGGGUUUAGAAGGAGUCCAAGGCCCUCCGGGGAGUCAGGGCAGGAAGGGGUCUUCAGGUUUCCCCGGGCUUAAUGGAUUCCCAGGAAUUAAGGGUGAAAAAGGUGGCAUUGGCCUGCCAGGCCCAGAUAUUUUCAUCGAUACAGAUGGUGCUGUGAUCUCAGGUUAUCCUGGAGACCCUGGUAUGCCAGGCCUCCCAGGCCUUAAAGGAGAUGAAGGCAUACAGGGCCUACCUGGCCCUCCUGGUGCCCCUGGAUUACCGGCUUUACCAGGUGGCCCUGGUGCUCUGGGCACCCAGGGAGCUCUAGGCCUUAAGGGGCAACGAGGAAACCCUGGCCGGACCACAACGGGGGCAGCUGGUCUCCCUGGCAGAGAUGGUUUGCCAGGCCUGCCAGGCCCACCAGGCCCACCUGGUGCAGCAUCUGAGACGGGAACCCUACAGAGCACAGAACCGGGAUCGCCGGGACUCCGAGGGGAACGAGGUCCAAAAGGACACCCAGGCCUCAAAGGAAUUAAAGGGGACCCAGGUUUUUGUGCUUGUGAUGGUGGUGUCCCCAACAUGGGGCCACCUGGGGAGCCAGGCCUGCCUGGGCCACCAGGACUUCUGGGCCUUCCAGGUCUUAAAGGAACCAAAGGUGAUCCAGGCUCUGGGGGUGCACAGGGCCCAUCAGGGGAUCCAGGUGUAUUUGGGCCUCGAGGUCCAACAGGCCCUAAAGGAAAGAAAGGGGACCCGACUCUCAGCACAGGAUCAGGGAUGCCAGGAGAUCGAGGUGAUCCUGGCCCCCAGGGGCUCCCUGGUGAGACAGGAGCCCCAGGCAAGGAUGGAAUACCAGGUUUACCAGGGCUGCCAGGCCUUCUGGGUGAUGGUGCACAGGGCUUCCCCGGUGAAAAGGGGUUACCAGGACUUCCUGGUGAAAAAGGCCACACUGGUCCAACUGGCCCCCCAGGAAUCGGGCUACCAGGGGCUCCUGGACCUCGUGGACUUCCUGGAGAUAAAGGAGUAGAUGGAUUACCAGGGCAACCAGGCCCCCGUGGAGUUCCAGGUGACUGCUGCUGCAAGGAGGAGGUUGGGAAAAAAGACUUAGACACAGAGGGAGGUAUCACCUUGCCUUGUAUUAUUCCUGGACCAUAUGGUCCAUCAGGACUCCCAGGAGCUCCCGGAUUCCCAGGCCCUAAAGGGGCCCGUGGCCUCCCUGGGGCUCCAGGCCAACCUGGAUUGCGUGGAAAUAAAGGAGACCCCGGAAGUCCAGGAUUGGUUCACCUGCCUGAAUUGCCAGGGUUUCCUGGACCUCAUGGGGAGAAGGGCUUGCCUGGGUUUCCUGGGCUCCCUGGAAAAGAUGGCUUGCCUGGGAAAGUUGGCAGCCCCGGCUUACCAGGUCCCAAGGGAGCCCCUGGUGACAUCCUUGGUGCUGAAAAUGGUGCUCCGGGGGAGCAAGGUCUACAGGGACUGCCUGGGGACAGAGGAUUUCCUGGAGACUCUGGCCUUCCAGGACUCAAGGGUUUGCUUGGGAAGUCGGGCUUGCUCGGCCCCAAAGGUGAGCGGGGCAGCCCUGGAAUACCAGGCCGCAUGGGUCAGCCAGGCCCCCCAGGCCCUAGUGGUCUAUUUGGCAUCAAGGGCAAACCCGGGCUCCGCGGACCCCCAGGCUUUCCAGGCAUUUCAG
This is a messenger RNA of Capra hircus (goat), 2416 nucleotides long. RefSeq names its product collagen alpha-6(IV) chain-like. The record is from RefSeq and is a predicted model, not a curated record. Lineage: Eukaryota; Metazoa; Chordata; Mammalia; Artiodactyla; Bovidae.